Messenger RNA from Cervus elaphus (red deer), 6394 nucleotides. RefSeq names its product aryl hydrocarbon receptor nuclear translocator 2 (gene ARNT2). Gene Ontology annotation, molecular function: DNA-binding transcription factor activity, RNA polymerase II-specific; protein dimerization activity; RNA polymerase II cis-regulatory region sequence-specific DNA binding. The transcript has 19 exons. Gene Ontology annotation, cellular component: nucleus; transcription regulator complex; cytoplasm. Gene Ontology annotation, biological process: regulation of transcription by RNA polymerase II. The record is from RefSeq and is a predicted model, not a curated record. NCBI's taxonomy places the organism in Eukaryota, Metazoa, Chordata, Mammalia, Artiodactyla, Cervidae. Bases 293 to 2506 code for a protein of 737 amino acids.
UUGAAGGGUUUAAUUACCAACUUUCCUGACAUACAAAUUGGAAAGCUUUUCAGGUAAGUUGCUCAUGUGGAAUUCCUGAAACGCAUUGCAAUUAACAGUCGGAUCUCCAUUCAAACAGUAAUUAGUGUGUGAUUUGACCUGUUCUUUGUGGCUGAUGCGUAUCUAGGGUUAGAUAUAUAUUUGUGUUUAUUUUAGGAAGUGAAUUUGCUGCUUUUUUUUUGGCUGUGCUGUGUAUGGAAUCCUGUACAUCCUGCGUUGGAAGUAUGGAGUCUUAACCACUGGACCACGAGAAAUGGCUUCAGACAUCCCUGGCUCAGUGACGUUGCCCGUCGCCCCCAUGGCGGCCACUGGACAGGUGAGGAUGGCGGGGGCCAUGCCCGCCCGAGGAGGAAAGCGGCGAUCCGGAAUGGACUUUGAUGAUGAAGAUGGCGAAGGUCCCAGCAAGUUUUCAAGAGAGAACCACAGUGAGAUCGAGAGGCGGCGGCGGAACAAGAUGACUCAGUACAUCACCGAGCUCUCGGACAUGGUCCCCACGUGCAGCGCGCUGGCCCGGAAGCCCGACAAGCUCACCAUCCUGCGCAUGGCCGUCUCUCACAUGAAGUCCAUGCGGGGCACCGGGAACAAGUCCACGGAUGGUGCCUACAAGCCUUCAUUCCUGACAGAGCAGGAACUGAAGCAUCUCAUCCUCGAAGCGGCUGAUGGGUUUCUAUUUGUAGUGGCAGCUGAGACGGGCAGAGUGAUUUACGUGUCCGACUCUGUCACCCCUGUGCUGAAUCAACCCCAGUCAGAGUGGUUUGGGAGCACCCUCUAUGAGCAGGUACAUCCUGACGACGUGGAGAAGCUGAGAGAGCAGCUGUGCACCUCAGAAAACUCAAUGACAGGCCGGAUCUUGGACCUGAAGACCGGGACAGUCAAGAAAGAAGGGCAGCAGUCAUCCAUGAGGAUGUGCAUGGGUUCCCGGAGGUCCUUCAUCUGCAGGAUGAGGUGUGGAAAUGCUCCUUUGGACCAUCUUCCUCUAAACAGACUAACCACCAUGAGGAAGAGGUUCAGGAAUGGCCUUGGCCCUGUGAAGGAAGGAGAAGCCCAGUAUGCUGUGGUCCACUGCACAGGCUACAUCAAGGCUUGGCCACCAGCAGGAAUGACUAUACCUGAAGAAGAUGCCGAUGUGGGACAAGGCAGUAAAUAUUGCCUGGUGGCAAUUGGAAGACUCCAGGUGACCAGCUCUCCUGUGUGCAUGGACAUGAGUGGGAUGUCGGUGCCCACAGAAUUCUUAUCUCGGCAUAACUCUGAUGGGAUCAUCACGUUUGUGGACCCAAGAUGCAUCAGUGUGAUUGGCUACCAGCCUCAGGAUCUUCUAGGAAAGGACAUUUUGGAGUUCUGCCACUCCGAGGAUCAGAGCCAUCUUCGGGAGAGUUUCCAGCAGGUGGUGAAGCUGAAAGGCCAAGUGCUGUCGGUCAUGUAUCGGUUCCGCACCAAGAACCGCGAGUGGGUGUUGAUCCGCACCAGCAGCUUCACCUUCCAGAACCCGUAUUCUGACGAGAUCGAGUACAUCAUCUGCACCAACACCAAUGUCAAGCAGCUCCAGCAGCAGCAGGCAGAGCUGGAAGUGCACCAGAGAGACGGGCUGUCAUCGUACGACUUGUCGCAGGUGCCUGUCCCCAACCUACCAGCCGGGGUUCAUGAUGCAGGGAAGUCUGUGGAAAAGGCAGAUGCAAUCUUUUCCCAGGAAAGAGAUCCACGGUUUGCCGAAAUGUUUGCAGGAAUCAGUGCAUCGGAGAAGAAGAUGAUGAGCUCAGCUUCUGCAGCAGGAACGCAGCAGAUCUACUCCCAAGGAAGCCCGUUCCCUGCUGGACACUCGGGAAAGGCCUUCAGCUCUGCCGUGGUGCACGUGCCUGGAGUAAACGACAUCCAGUCCUCGUCCUCAACAAGUCAGAACAUGUCCCAGAUCUCCAGGCAGCUCAACCAGAGUCAGGUGGCCUGGACAGGAAGCCGGCCGCCCUUUCCAGGACAGCAAAUCCCCUCACAGUCCAGCAAGACUCAGUCUUCUCCCUUUGGGAUCGGAACGAGCCACACAUAUCCCGCAGACCCCUCGUCCUACAGCCCUCUCUCCAGUCCGGCUACCUCCUCGCCCAGCGGGAACGCCUACUCCAGCCUGGCGAACAGGACUCCAGGCUUCGCUGAGAGCGGACAGAGUAGCGGGCAGUUCCAAGGGCGGCCCUCGGAAGUUUGGUCGCAGUGGCAAAGCCAGCACCACGGACAGCAGAGCGGUGAGCCGCACUCCCACCAGCAGCCCGGUCAGACUGAAGUGUUCCAGGUAAAUCAGCGAGCACCGCCUUCUCGUAGGACAUGCUGCCCAUGCCCGGAGAUCCAACCCAGGGGACCGGCAACUAUAACAUCGAAGAUUUUGCCGACCUGGGCAUGUUCCCGCCGUUUUCGGAGUAGCUGCGGGCAAAGCCAGGCUUCACAGAGCAGUGUCCCCCCUGCUGUGACGUCGACGCCGUCGUGAACGGGACCCCCUUGGCCUGCUUGUCCUGUGGCAGGACCGCCCCCCCCGGCAGAAGACACCUCGUUUCCCCCUGCCCCUGCCGUGUUCCCCCUGCCACCGUCUCAUUGCUCAGCUUCUAACCCUCAGCAGUGGCUGCUCUGCCACCAAACAGGAGCCUGGUAGACAUCAGGGGUGGGUUUAUUUAUUGUAUUUUACUUGUGUGUGCUUGGGAGGCCGACCCAUUGGGUUCCUAAAAUCUGGUUGUGAAUAAUCUCCUGUCGGACAAUUCAUGUCUAUGAAAAGUUCACUUACAGCCCAGAGAGCCCAAGCGGCAUGCCCAGGCCUGCCCUGGAAGCUGGGACCUGGUUCCUCCUGGCUUUUAACUUCCGUCCGCGUGGGGCUCAGGGCGGAGUGGGGAGAGAGGACACAGCCUGUGUUCUCAGAGCUGGGGGUGAGCAGCCGGGGACCCACAGGGGGACGCCGGCUCCCCCGUCUCCCGGCCCAGCCGCGUCCGUCUGUGUUGCCAUGAGACGUGUCCUUUGUGCCGCGUGAUGUGAAUCCCUGUCCUGAUGGGUGUGUUGUGCCCGUGUCUGUCGUGUGUGGCAAGAGCAAGUGUCUAGACCCCAGGGUGUGUGGCGGAGGUGGAGCCCCAGCCAAGCUGAGGAGGAUACGUGACCAGAGGGAGCCAGGCCUGGGGCCUGGGUGCCAGGCCAACAGGCUGAACUGAGCAGGCGGGCGCUUGAUAGCAUCCCCGGGAGUCCUGGCCCAGAGCUGCUCGCUCUGCUAGGUCAGUUCUUCGGUCCAGGUGGGGACAGCGGCAUCUUGAGAGGGGCAGAAGGUGGGUCUUUGAGGGAGAGGACUUGGGCUCCAGUUCUGGUUUUGCCACACACCCCCCACCCCAGGGCCUUGAAUCCCUCAGGUUGUCUCAAGACAGAGUGAGAGCUGACUUCUAGAAGCUUGCCUGGCUACCUUCUGAGCCCCUGGCCCCUGGCUUGCUGUUUCUCUCCGAUCUGAGAUGAUUCCCCAUUUUUACUUACCACCACUCCAUCCCGUGCCCUUUACAGUAAGGAAAGAAACUCCUGUGUCCUUUUCCCCAUGGUCCCCCUCCUGUCCUGCCUCCCCAUCCCAUCAGCUCACCGACACCCAUAGGGAGACACACUACCUACCUGUGGCCACCUCUCGGCAGGCAGAGGAGCCCAUGCCCCCUGCAGGCGCCUGUCUCGGAACAAUCCUUGUACCCGUGUUCCCAGGGUUCUGAGGGGCCUGGCGGAGUGGAGUUGCUUCUAGGCUGCCUGAACCGGGAGUGAGCCCCACCUGCAGCAAGGAGCCACUCGGAGAGUGUUUGCUCUCACCCUCUGCAUCUCAACCCGAGCACUGGCCGGCAUCCAGAGCGGAUGGGUGUCCAUUCUGGCCUGGGAAGCUCCAGCUUGAAGUCCAGCAUUGUUCACGAGCUUACCCUCGGCUGGUAGCCAGCUUUGUGUGAUCCCAGGUCAUGGGCUCUAAAUUAAAACUGACACUUUCUAGAGUGGCUUUUAAUCCUCGUGUAUAUAGUGGCGAUUGGAUUUGGGGUUUAGAUGCACAGGAUAUCGUUUUUAACCUUUAGAAGCCUUUUGGCUCCUGGGGAAAUGGCAGGUGGCUUGAACGUCCCCCGACCCUGACAGAACCAAGACCCAGAAGGGGCCUCCCCUUGGUGUGCCCCACCCCUGGGGUCACCUCUGCCCCCCCUGCAGCCUUGAACUUGUCCCAGACAGUAGACUUAAUUAUUUCCCAAAAAGAGGCACCAAAAUAGCUUUUGGAUCAAAGAAUGGGUUCUCAGUGAAAUGAAAACAGACUUCUUGUGACUUUGAGUCUAUAAGUCUGAAAGUUUGAGGGGGGAGGUAUGUUUGUCUCUUCUGGUUUUGGAGGGAAUUUGGGGGUUUUCUGACGUACACACACUGAUCAGCAUGCUGACUGGGAGCCUGCCACCCACCUGGACUGUACUGGGUGCUGAGGGGAUGCAGAAGGACAGAGAAGAACAAUCUUGCCCCCGGGACCUUUUAUCUACUUACACAACGUCUAGGAUGAGAACCUCUCAGUUCUUAGUCCUAGUAGGCAAGAAUUUGUGGGCAAAUGAAAGCCAGACGUAACGGGAGAGCAUCAUAACUAAACAGCCCCAACCUGACUUCUCUGGUGGUCCAGUGGUUAAGACUCUGAGCUUCCACUUCUGGGGCCUGGGUUUGAUCCCUGGUCAGGGAACUAAGAUCCUACACACAGCACAGUGUGGCCAAAAAAACUAAAUAAAUAAGCCCACCUCCCCUUCCAGCUUUGUCCCAGGAGCCCUGGAGGGGCAUCUGACUGCAGUGUGACUGGCAGUUUGAGUUUCCUGUUUUCUUUAUUCCCCAUUCCACGAUUUGAUUGCGUUAGAAGCCAUCAUGUGGCCUCUCAGAAAACAGGAGCACCCAGAGGACCACACGUCUGAGGGAUUCUUCCCCACCCCCCCCCCACCACACACACACACACACACACAAGGAAUUUUGAGACAAAUGAGCAUUAAAGUCCUAGAGAGCCUAGUAAUGUCAGUUUGCAGAAGCCCCUCCCUCUGGUCCUGCCCAUCCAGGAGGCCAGAAUGCCCACGGACCCUGCGUCGGCGUGGCCUUCAGUUCAACUUCCUUUCCUACUGGAGAUGGAUGAAAAGCUGGAUUGGGAAGGGGAACAACACUAGGACUUUGGCUCUGGGACUCUUCCUCACUCACACCUCAUCUUGCAUCUCCCAGGCCUUCCAGUGGCUUCCUUCGGCUGAGCAAGCAGAAGGCUCUCCCCCAAAUAGAGCCAUGUGGUGGCUGCCUGAACCAUUGGUGAGCACACAGACACAGCCACGCUGAGCAGGGCUUGGCCAAGGCGGGGUUAGUGACUGUGAUGGUGGCUACAGGGGUUCUACUGGCUUCAUCUUUAGUUUUGGUUUCAGGGAGCAACAGAGCCAUCACAGACACCCACAUUCUUCUCUGCAUCCCCCAGUUGGUCAAAUUCACCCUUUUGUUGUUUCGUGAAUACCUGUUGCAGUGAGAAUACUGUUAGUUGGUGGGACUGACGUUAAAGAGCAUGACUCUCCUGAGUCCAUAAGAGACUCUGUCCCCCAGACUAGCCACCCUUGACACUGUCAGUGCCAUGACCAGGCUCAGUCUAGAGAUGAGUCAGGCCCCAGGGAAAUGACCAUGUUCCCUCCCCUCUACGUCAGCACCUGGACUAGCAGAUGAGCCCUGAAUCUCUACCCUGCCCCUGACGCACCUGCUCCCUAACAUUUAUGACAUAAGCAGGACCAUGCUGGUCACUUCACAGCUGUAGCCAGUCAUGAGUCAGGGUGGAAAUGCUCCUUCUUUUACUGGGAAGUACGGGUUUGAUCAUUAAGUCGCUGUGUUCUGACUUGCCAGGGACAACCCAACUUGUCCAUCCAGCCCUCUCUCCUGGCCAGAUCCUCAUCUUGGGUACAAAGGGAUCUGACUAUCCUCCUUUUCCUCACUGCCUAGGGGCAGAGCAGCUUGAGAGGCAUCAUGCUGGAAUACCCGCACCUCUUCAUGCAUAGGUAGGUGUGCCUGGGUCUUGGGGCCAGAGACCGUGAGCGGUAACCAUGAAAGUGGAAAAAGGCAGGUUUUAUGGGAACAAGGCAGUCUGCUUCCGGUUAACAAUCUCAUUUUCCUCCAAAAACAAGAGAGUUCCCAGAUGAGCUUCAGAGGACAGUUUCAGCACUUAAUCGUUUCUCUUUUAACCCUUCUUCUUAUGAAUGUGAACCGUGCUGUGGAUAAAUCAUCAUUUGUAUUGCUCGAAUGUUCUCUAUGACUAACAGUUAUUAAGUCAGUUGUGUAUAUGUGUAACUAAUGGAACUGCCUUUUAAAAUUUCAUUACAAUAAAAAUGACUUUGCUCUGAACACUGAA